AUGUUACGUUCCUCAUUGUCUUCUCAAAGACGUCACAUCUCUCGCUCAGGACGUAAUGCUUUAAGAGCCGCUGCUGCUUCUGGUGUUUCAAAUGGUGCUUCACCUGCUCAUAUUAACGUUCCAAGAUCAACAAGUGCCGGUAUCACUGGUGCUUAUAAUCAAUCUUGUCAAGGUCAAUUAUGUCGUUCUUAUUCAACAAGAUCCACUGUGAUUCAAUUGUUAAAUAACAUUGGGUCUAAAAGAGAAGUUGAACAAUAUUUAAAAUAUUUCACUUCUGUAUCAUCUCAACAAUUUGCUGUUAUUAAAGUUGGUGGUGCUAUUAUUACUCAACAUUUACCUGAACUGGCUUCAUGUUUAGCCUUUUUAUACCAUGUUGGUCUUUAUCCAAUCGUGUUACAUGGUACAGGUCCUCAAAUUAAUGAAUUAUUAGAAGCUGAAGGUGUUGAACCUGCUUAUGAAGAUGGUAUUAGAAUUACUGAUGAAAAAACAAUGAGUGUUGUUAGAAAAUGUUUUUUGGAACAAAAUUUAAAAUUAGUUACCGCUUUAGAAAAAAUGGGUGUUCAUGCAAGACCAAUUACUGCUGGUGUUUUCACUGCUCAGUAUCUUGACCAGGAUAAAUAUAAAUUAGUUGGUAAAAUUAAUGGUGUUAAUAAAUCACCAAUUGAAGCUUCUAUCGCGGCAGGUGCUUUACCAAUCCUUACAUCAUUAGCUGAAACUCCAUCAGGUCAAAUCUUAAAUGUUAAUGCUGAUGUUGCAGCUGGUGAAUUAGCUCGUGUUUUUGAACCUUUAAAAAUUGUUUAUUUAAAUGAAAAAGGUGGUAUUAUUAAUGGUAAUACAGGUGAAAAAAUCUCUGCAAUUAAUUUAGAUGAAGAAUAUGAAGAUUUAUUAAAAGAAUCUUGGGUUAAAUAUGGUACUAAAUUGAAAAUUAAAGAAAUUAGAGAUUUAUUAAUGCAUUUACCAAGAUCUUCAUCUGUUGCUAUUAUUAAUGUUAAUGAUUUACAAAAAGAAUUAUUUACUGAUUCUGGUGCUGGUACUUUAAUUAGAAGAGGUUAUCGUUUAUUAACAAGAUCUUCAUUAAAUGAAUUUUCUGAACCUGAAUUAUUAAGAAAAGCUUUACAAAGAGAUUCUGAAAUUUCUGCAGGCAAAUUAUCUGUUGCUUCAUAUUUAAGAGAAUUAGAAAAUUCUUCAUUUAAAUCUUAUGGUGAUGAACCUUUAGAAGUUUUAGCUAUUGUUAAAGAUGGUGUUGAAUCAAGUGCUAAUGUUCCAAUUUUGGAUAAAUUCUUAGCUUCAAAAGCUGGUUGGUUAAAUAACGUUAGUGAUAAUAUUUUCCAUGCUAUUAGACGUGAUUAUAAUUCAUUACAAUGGGUUGUUAGAGAAGAUGAUCCAAAUACUAAUUGGUAUUUUUCAAAAUCUGAUGGGUCAUACACCAAAAAUGGUCGUAUUUUAUUUUGGUUUGGUGUUGAUUCUCCAGAACAUGUUAGUCAAUUAAUUAAUAAAUUUGAACAAAAGUUCGCUCAUGUUAAAUCAAAUGGUAAUAAUGAAUCUGGUGUUUUUGCUGGUCAACAAUCAAGAUCUUUCUCAUCAAUGAGAUCUAUUCCAAGAACUCAACAACAACAACAAUCUCAAAGAUUUAACACAUUUGUUCAACCAACAACAACUAAACAAUUUGGUGUUAGAACUUUUGCCACUGAAACUAAUCCAAACCCACCAAGAUUUGAAGGUACAAACACUUCAAAAUCAAGAGUUGCAUUAAUUGGUGCAAGAGGUUAUACAGGACAAAAUUUAAUUUCAAUGAUUAACACACAUCCUUAUUUAGAAUUAACUCAUGUUUCUUCACGUGAAUUACAAGGUAAAAAAUUAGAAGGUUAUACAAAAUCUGAAAUUAUUUAUGAAAAUUUACAAGUUGAAGAUAUCAAGAGAAUGGAAGAACGUAAUGAAAUUGAUGUUUGGGUUAUGGCUUUACCAAAUGGUGUUUGUAAACCAUUUGUUGAUGCUAUUGAAAGUGCAAAGGGUAAUCAAACUUCUAAAAUUAUUGAUUUAUCUGCAGAUUAUAGAUUUGAUACAACUGGUGAAUGGACUUAUGGAUUACCUGAAUUAGGAUCAAGAGAACAAAUUGCCAAUGCAAGAAAAAUUUCUAAUCCAGGUUGUUAUGCUACCGCGGCACAAAUUGCAAUUAAACCAUUAUUAGAAUAUAUUGGUGGAGUUCCUUCAAUUUUUGGUAUUUCUGGUUAUUCAGGUGCAGGUACAAAACCAUCACCAAAAAAUGAUGUAAACAAUUUAAAUAAUAAUUUGAUUCCAUAUUCAUUAACUGAUCAUAUUCAUGAACGUGAAAUUUCAUCACAAUUAGGUCAAGAAGUUGCAUUUUCUCCACAUGUUGCUCAAUGGUUCCAAGGUAUUACACAUACUAUUAAUAUUCCAUUAAAUCAACCAUUAACUGCAAGAGAUAUUAGAAAUAUUUAUCAAGAUCGUUAUCAAGGUGAACAAUUAGUCUCUGUUAGUGGUGAAGCUCCAUUAGUUCGUGAUAUUAGUGGUCAUCAUGGUGUUGUUGUUGGUGCUUUUGCAGUUAAUGCUAAACAAAAUAGAGUUGUUGUUGUUGCUACUAUUGAUAAUUUAUUAAAAGGUGCUGCUACUCAAUGUUUACAAAAUAUUAAUUUAGCAUUAAAAUAUGGUGAAUAUGAAGGUAUUCCUGAUGAUUUAAUCAUUCGUGGUUAA
Molecule: messenger RNA, 2712 nt
Organism: Hansenula ciferrii
Lineage: Eukaryota; Fungi; Ascomycota; Saccharomycetes; Phaffomycetales; Wickerhamomycetaceae
Gene: ARG56
Product: bifunctional acetylglutamate kinase/N-acetyl-gamma-glutamyl-phosphate reductase
Exons: 1
Coding region: 1-2712 (903 amino acids)
Biological process (GO): L-arginine biosynthetic process
Cellular component (GO): mitochondrion; cytoplasm; mitochondrial matrix
Molecular function (GO): arginine binding; acetylglutamate kinase activity; NAD binding
Source: RefSeq, a predicted model, not a curated record